AUGGUCGAAACCCGCUGUCGACCACCACGACCCUCGUACCCCUUCGCGGAGGCCGACGACGACACUGGGGAAGCGAAGCAAUCCCAGAAUUACAUCCACAUUCGUAUCCAGCAGCGCAAUGGUCGUAAGACUCUGACCACCGUCCAAGGCCUUCCGAAGAAAUUCGACCAGAAGAAGAUCCUCAAGGUCAUCAAGAAGAAAUUCGCCUGCAAUGGCACAAUCGUCACAGACAGCGAGAUGGGCGAGGUGAUCCAGCUCCAGGGUGACCAGCGCAAAGAUGUUCAAGAAUUCUUGGUCGCCAAGGACGGCCUCGAGCUCGAUGCAAAGACUAUCAAGGUCCAUGGUUUCUAA
Messenger RNA from Fonsecaea pedrosoi CBS 271.37, 351 nucleotides. RefSeq names its product translation initiation factor SUI1. Bases 1 to 351 code for a protein of 116 amino acids. Gene Ontology annotation, biological process: translational initiation. The record is from RefSeq and is a predicted model, not a curated record. Gene Ontology annotation, molecular function: RNA binding; translation initiation factor activity; ribosomal small subunit binding. The transcript has 4 exons. NCBI's taxonomy places the organism in Eukaryota, Fungi, Ascomycota, Eurotiomycetes, Chaetothyriales, Herpotrichiellaceae. Gene Ontology annotation, cellular component: eukaryotic 43S preinitiation complex.